AUGCAACAGAUUGAAGAGGAAACUAUCGAUCAAUUUGUGUGCCGUCUACGCCAGAAGGCUAUAUCCUGUGAGUUUCCAAGCAUGGAUGAAGCCAUCUGUGAUCAGAUCAUCGAAAAAUGCAGAGAUCCAAAACUUCAUCAAAAAUUUCUCGAGAAAUCAAGUGAAGCAACCUUGACUGUGCUGCGAGAAACUGCAAGAGUCUAUGAAGCUGUUAACACUCAAAUGCAGUCUAUCGAAAGACCUGAGCAGCUGAAUGUGUUGAGAGUUGGACCUCUGAACUCACCACAAGCACGCUCAAUCACAAGUGAAGGAACUUCUGUGGACAUAAUGUUAAGAACUUUAUAUGCUGAUGUUUUUUCUGGAGUGGGUAAAUUGAAAAAUUUUCAGCUUAAUUUGCAUGUGAACAAAGAUGUUAAGCCUGUUGCACAGCCUGUCAGAAGGUUACCCUUUGGUUUAAGAGACAAAGUUGACAAGAAACUAGACGAAUUGCUUAAAGAAGACAUCAUCGAGGAAGUGCCUAGUGGUCCAACAGAGCGGGUCUCACCUCUGGUGGUAGUACCAAAACCUGAUGGAGACAUACGAGUCUGUGUGUAUAUGAGAAGAGCCAACGAGGCAAUCGAAAGAGAAAGGCACCCUAUUCCCACUAUUGAAGAGGUUGGUUCUACAUGACUUAAAUGGGUCAACAGUGUUCAGUAAAUAUUAGAUUUAAAGUGGGGCUUCCACCAGGUGGAACUUGAAACUGAAUCACGUCGUAUUACAACCUUCAUUACACACCGAGGUCUUUUUCAAUACAAGAGGUGAAUGUUCGGAAUUACCUCAGCUCCUGAGAAAUACCAGAAAAUCGUCAAAGAUAUAUUGAUUGGCUGUAAAGGAGUUGCAAAUAAUUUUGACGACCUGAUCA
This is a messenger RNA of Stylophora pistillata, 901 nucleotides long. RefSeq lists its product as uncharacterized. The record is from RefSeq and is a predicted model, not a curated record. NCBI's taxonomy places the organism in Eukaryota, Metazoa, Cnidaria, Anthozoa, Scleractinia, Pocilloporidae.